Paramecium tetraurelia is the source of this 1905-nucleotide messenger RNA. RefSeq lists its product as uncharacterized. Lineage: Eukaryota; Ciliophora; Oligohymenophorea; Peniculida; Parameciidae. The record is from RefSeq and is a predicted model, not a curated record. Gene Ontology annotation, molecular function: protein binding. The transcript has 3 exons.
AUGUCUACAGUUCCACCGAUAAAAUGCCCAACUCAUAAGGAUUACUUCAUAACCAAUAUGUGCAUAUUGAAAUAAUGCACUGAACCUCUAUGUCCUGAAUGCAUACCAAGACAUAUUAAGGACCACGCUGCAAAUGGAUAGAUUCCAUAGAUAGAAAAUAUAUAAAAUGUUAGAUAAGAAUAAAAAGCAAUGGUAUUCGACAUAGUGUAGAAGUUGAAUGAACAAAUGUUUUUAUUAAGCAGUACAGAUGAAAUGGUGAUAAUGAAUAAUUUGUUUAUGAAGCUGGAAUAAUCAAAAUAAGAAAUCAUAAAAUCAAUAAAUAAGAGAUUUGAUGAUUAUAAACAAGAGUUAUAGAACAGAUUUCGAGAAGUUAAAGGCAGUAAAAAUGAUAAUAGCAAAGAAAGUGUUGACAUAGUGAAGACAUAAUUACAGAGGAUGGAUAUUUUGCUUAAUAAAUUUGAAAGCAGUGAUUACAUUUAAGCAAUUUUGGAAACCUUUUUUAAUGACAUCGGUCCAUAAAUAUACCAAAAUUUAGACAAGAGAUGUUAGGAGUAUCAAUCAUAAUUUCCAGAUAUAAUGAUUAGCAAUAAUGUUCAAAAUUUACUAUUACAGGAUUUGGAUUAAUAUAUAUAAAUUUGUAAUAGAAACUAGAAAUAAAGAAUGGUAUCAUUAAGAGAUCAAGAAAUUGUAUAAUAAUUAACAGGAGAAAAACCAACUCAAGUCUAAAAUUAAUUCUAAUCAUCUUAAAUUAAAAAAGAAAAUCAAUCUGAGAUUAAUCAAAAUAAGGAGAGUAAAUAAUUACUGAAAAAUAAUGUCUAUACAAAGUCUUAUUAGAGCAGCUAAAAUUAAAAUAUAGCUAGGGAAUUCCCUCCCUCGCAAACAUCUUUCAAACCAUAAUUUGUGCACAAUACCUCUGAAUUAAUAAAAGCUAUGUAAGAUGAUUAAGUACAAUAGUUGAAAAUAGUAAGCCAAUAAUAAAAUAGUUUUAUCUCAAGCAGCGAAGAAAUCUUAAUAAGUUGUUAUGCAGAUUAAAGAAAAAUAUUGAUAUAUAGAAUGCCAAAAUUCAUACAACCAAUGAAAAAUCUCAAUAUUUCUGAUUUCUAGGAGAUUAAUUUGAUUCUAGAUAAGAGGAUUGCAGUUGGACACUAAUGUAUAAUGUAUGGAAAAGACAUAUUAAUAAUGGGAGGGAUUGAAAGAGAUAUUGAUAGAAACCUAAGUAUUCAGUCAGUGUACAAAGUUAAUUUGAUUUAAAAGACUUUAAAUUUACAUUCAAAUAUGAUUCAUAGAAGAUAAGGAUUUGGGGCUUGUUUAGUUGAAGCAUGCAUUUAUGUUUGUUGUGGGUCAUCAACAGAUUGUGAAGAUAGUAGUAUUAAUACUCUAGAGAGAUUUGAUGGCCAGAGAUGGACUCCUUUGAGAUCAUGUAUGCAUGCUUGUACGGGAUGUUCAUUAGGAAACAUAAAUAAUGAAUAUUUAAUUAAAAUAGGCGGAAUUGAUAAGCAAUAUAUCAAUAUUUAAACUAUAGAAGUUUAUUCAAUUAGAUAGAACACUUGGUUUGAUUUGUAGAUAUAUGACAGUCAAGGAAAUUUGUGGAAUGAAAUACCAUUGCAUAGUGGAAUAGCAUAGAUAAACUAAAAUGAGUUGAUGGUAUUUGGUGGUUAAAUAGGUGAAGAAUUCACUGAUAAGUCUUAUGUAAUUACUCUGGAUUUCACUACAAAUACAAUUAGAUCUGGAAUUGUAAGAAGAGGAUUUCAAGUGCCCACUACCGGAUAUGUCGAUUAAGUUAAGGUGUAUGAGAAUUCCGUUUACGCCAUUAUGACCGAAGGUAUACAUCUAGUUGGAACCAAGAAAACUGUCAUUAAUUGUAAUAGUGAUAAAUGGAUAUAUAUUAAUAAUAUUAAUGAGUGA